This is a messenger RNA of Nematostella vectensis (starlet sea anemone), 3010 nucleotides long. RefSeq names its product PAX-interacting protein 1. The transcript is spliced from 24 exons. Gene Ontology annotation, cellular component: MLL3/4 complex. The record is from RefSeq and is a predicted model, not a curated record. Bases 53 to 2467 code for a protein of 804 amino acids. NCBI's taxonomy places the organism in Eukaryota, Metazoa, Cnidaria, Anthozoa, Actiniaria, Edwardsiidae.
AGCCUCGUAUGUUUACCGCGCUUAGAUCGAUGCUGAAUGGAGGACGACUGUCAUGGCGGGACUCAGCAAUUCCCCAAAACAGCUCUUUAGCGACGUCCAUUUCUUUAUUACAUCAUCCUGCAGCGAGGCGGUUAAACAGCAACUAAAACAAGGCGGAGCGAGAAGAGAGUUCUACAUAAGUGACCUAGUGACUCAUGUGAUCACUGACUCUGCUGAUUUCCCUCAGCACAGUGAGGCUGAAGAGUUCAACUUGCCAAUUGUACUGGAAAACUGGGUGACAAUGAGUGCCAAGUUGAAUGUACUUUUACCAACCACACCAUUUCAUCCAGACUGCAACAAACUUUUUUCCAGAGUAACAGUCUGUCCAUCACAGAUCCCUUCUGGCGACUUGAAUAUCUUGUGGGCUAUGGUGACGUAUCAUGGCGGCUCAGUUCAGCUGAGUCUCACUUCAGACUGCACUCAUCUUGUCAUUCCAAAGCCUAUUGGGGAAAAGUACAAGUGUGCUCUCAAAUAUCCAGGGUUAAUAAAGAUUGUCACACCAAGUUGGCUUAUUGACUCUAUCAGGAAAGAUAAGCUGCUUCCAGAAGAGGACUACAUGCCUGCUGAGCCACCAGCUCCAUCACCAUCAGUGACAGCAAAAAAUAUGGAGAUAAAUCAAUCUCCUGCUGCCACAACAGAUGUUAAUACACAAGGUUCUUCUGCAAAUGAGAACAUACAAUGCAAGACUUCUCCUCACCAUACAAUUCCACCACCAACAACUGUGGAUGUGGGCAUGACUAGUUUGGAAACGAAACCCCCAGUUGUUACGAAAUUAGUAACAUCAACUGCUGAAAUUGCAACUAGUUUGGCAUCAACUCAAGCAAAUUCAACCCCAGCUUUCACAACUUUAUCCAAUCAACCAUUCACAAUGUCAGGUGCAGAAACAAGAACACCCAUGCAAAUGCCCAGACAGUCUGAGGGGCAUGCUACAGCUGCAGCAGUUAUCGAGACUCCUAGCAAUGUUGCAUUAGACUCGAGUGAGAAAAAAGGACAAACUGAAGGACCCCCUUGUGUUCAAAGCAAUGGCCAAGAAACAGAGUCUCAUUUGUCCUUAUUUAAAGGGUGUGUGUUUGCGGUGAGUGACUACCAAGACCUAAUGGAACACUCUGCCCUGGCUACAUGGACUGAGGUGAUUGAACUUCAUGGUGGUACUGUUAGUCCAUUCUACACUCCUCGAUGCACCCACCUCAUUUGCCUUCAUCAGUGUGGCAAAUUGUUUUCUUUGGCACUUAAAGAUGGUAAAAUCAUUGUGACAGCGCAUUGGCUAAAUGAUGUGUUAUUGAAAGGAAGCUUGUUUCCACCAUGCAAUCCACUUCAUCUUCCCACGCCAUUUGAAAAAAAGUUGCCUGAAUGUGCUGGAAUGAGCAUUUCAGUCACAGGAUUCACUGGCCAGGAACGUCAGCUUGUGCGCAAUAUGGUGUUCAUGAUCGGUGCAAACUACACAGGAUAUUUAAUGAGAACCAACACACAUCUUGUCUGCAGAAGUUCUGAAAGCCUCAAAUACAAGAAAGCCAGGGAAUGGGGAAUACCAUGCAUUAAUGCCAAGUGGCUUUCAGAUAUUGUGUCAGGAGGAAAGGUCCCUCCAUGCGCCCUUACACGUUAUUCUCAGUAUGGUACCUCUGAUGAGCUGUCUAUCACCAGUAGUCUUGUUGAACCCCUUUUGGAACCAUGGAAGGAUUUCAAGCCUGACACAAGUAUGGAUUACCCACAGAAAAGACCAGCACAGGAAAUAGAUGAAAAUCGUAAUGCAAAGAAAAGAAGGCUAUCAGAGUCAUCUACUGUGGAGAUUAAUAGUAACACUCCACAUGUGUUAUUUACUGGUCUACCACAAUCCCAUGUCUACCAACUACAAAGGAUGGUGUUGAAUCUUGGUGGUAAGCUGGCAGAAUCUCCGCAGACCUGUACCCAUCUUGUUACCAACAAGAUUGUUCGUACAGUGAAGUUUCUUUCUGCCAUAUCUGUUUGCCAGCACGUUGUAACAACAGCUUGGUUGCAAAAGAGCCGGGAAGUCAAGCAUUUCGUUGAUCCUAGUCUUUAUCCACUCCAAGACUUGGCCUCUGAGAAAGAAUAUGGCAUAGAUAUUAAGCAGUCUUUAAAGCGAGCACGCGAACGUCGAUGCCUUCAGGGAAUUCAAGUCUAUGUAUCUCCUAAUGUUGAGCCAUGCCCAGCCUCUAUGAAGGAAAUAAUUGAAAGCGCAGGAGGGCAGAUGUUGACGAACAUCCCAUCCAAACAAAGCCUCACUACGCUAAAGACCCUAAAAACCAGUGAGGGUCACCCUGUCUUAGUAGUAGUGACCUGCCCAACAGAUGUGGCCAAAUGCAUUGACUUCAUUCGUUGUGGAUACGAUUUGUACAGUGUGGAAUUGAUACUAGCCGGUGUUCUGAACCAACAAAUAUCAUUUGACCAGUACAAGUUUGUUCUUCAGUAGAAGUCAAGUCUAAAUGCAUCGUUCAUCAUUCAUUGUAGAAGAUUAUUAGGAUGAAAGAUCGUUUAAUGUUUGUUUUCAUUUUUUGUUUUUUCAAGCAAGUUUGAUAACGUUUUUAGAGGAGGCAAGGGGGUGUUCUUUUGAUCAAGAAAAACAUAUCCAUAUAUCCCGUUUGUUACCCUACCUCGCGGGUUUUUCAGGGCUGUAACGGUCAUCGCAAAACUGGGUGGCACGCCCCUUAUAAUUUAGAAACAAAUUGGGGGGACACAGGUCCUGUUGUUGGAAACUGCAUGGCACCAAUUACGUGUUCAUGACUGUUUUGGUAUUUUAAAAUGGUCUUAAAGCAGCUGAAAAUUUUUAUCUGUGUACAUAAAGAAAAAUUGAAAAAUAUAUAAUAUAACCAUGUUACAGUUCGCCAAUCAAAGAGUCGGGUGAUUUUUGCUCCAAUAUUCUCGACAAGACUAGUGUAGUAGAGGGCCAUCUCCUUUCCGAGAGAAAGUAAAAACAUAGUUGUCUUGUAAAAUGAAUAAAAUCAGACAAAAUAUA